This is a messenger RNA of Balearica regulorum gibbericeps (East African grey crowned-crane), 315 nucleotides long. Lineage: Eukaryota; Metazoa; Chordata; Aves; Gruiformes; Gruidae. The record is from RefSeq and is a predicted model, not a curated record.
CUUGAUCACAUAUUGUCUCCCCCACCUAUGCCUUUUCGAAAAUCCAGCAGUCCUGAAGUCUCUUCUGGCCCUGGAAAGCCUUCUAAAUUUAAGAGGCAGCUGAGUGAAGAUGGGAGACAGCUCAGAAGAGGAAGCCUUGGAGAAGCUCUGACUGGCAAGUACCUGCUUCCCAAUGCAACUGGACAGCAGCUGUGGCAAUCUGCAGAAACCUCUAAUCUUGUUCGCAUGCGCUACCAAGCACUUGGGCAGUCAGCACCUUCACUUACUGCUAGUUUGGACUCUGUCAUCAGGAGAAUAUGGGUGUAUGAAGCAUGA